AUGAGUCAUUGUUCGGGUUCGCAUACCGGCGUUGCCGUUUUGCUGCAGCUUUGCGAGCCCUCAGGUUCGGGUCCGCAUGCCGGCGUUGCCGUGCUGCUGCAGCUUCGCGAGCCCUCAGCUCCGGGUCCGCUUGCCGGCGUUGCCGUUUUGCUGCAGCUUUGCGAGCCCUCAGGUUCGGGUCCGCAUGCCGGCGUUGCCGUGCUGCUGCAGCUUCGCGAGCCCUCAGCUCCGGGUCCACUUGCCGGCGUUGCCGUUUUGCUGCACCUUUGCGAGCCCUCAGCUCCGGGUCCACUUGCCGGCGUUGCCGUACUGCUGCAGCUUUGCGAGCCCUCAGGUUCGGGUCCGCAUGCCGGCGUUGCGGUGCUGCUGCAGCUUCGCGAGCCCUCAGCUCCGGGUCUGCUUGCCGGCGUUGCCGUUUUGCUGCACCUUUGCGAGCCCUCAGCUCCGGGUCCACUUGCCGGCGUUGCCGUACUGCUGCAGCUUUGCGAGCCCUCAGGUUCGGGUCCGCAUGCCGGCGUUGCGGUGCUGCUGCAGCUUCGCGAGCCCUCAACUCCGGGUCCACUUGCCGGCGUUGCCGUUUUGCUGCACCUUUGCGAGCCCUCAGCUCCGGGUCCACUUGCCGGCGUUGCCGUACUGCUGCAGCUUUGCGAGCCCUCAGGUUCGGGUCCGCAUGCCGGCGUUGCGGUGCUGCUGCAGCUUCGCGAGCCCUCAGCUCCGGGUCUGCUUGCCGGCGUUGCCGUUUUGCUGCAGCUUCCCGCGCCCUAGACUCCGGGUCCGCUUUUUGCCUGCGUCGCCGUGCUGCAGCAGCUUUGCGAGCCCUCGACUCCGCUUGCAGUUGAGCCGCCACUCUCGCCUUUUCAUCCAUAGCGGGCGCGCUGUUAUCAGACGCGACCGUUAUCAUCCAUGGCUGAAUUGAGAAAGAGAGCGCGCGUCGGGA
Messenger RNA from Dermacentor silvarum, 937 nucleotides. RefSeq lists its product as uncharacterized. The transcript is spliced from 3 exons. NCBI's taxonomy places the organism in Eukaryota, Metazoa, Arthropoda, Arachnida, Ixodida, Ixodidae. The record is from RefSeq and is a predicted model, not a curated record. Bases 1 to 765 code for a protein of 254 amino acids.